Messenger RNA from Suncus etruscus (white-toothed pygmy shrew), 979 nucleotides. It is a transcript of the gene LSM8, whose product is annotated as LSM8 homolog, U6 small nuclear RNA associated. The record is from RefSeq and is a predicted model, not a curated record. Gene Ontology annotation, cellular component: U4/U6 x U5 tri-snRNP complex; precatalytic spliceosome; U6 snRNP. Gene Ontology annotation, molecular function: RNA binding. Gene Ontology annotation, biological process: mRNA splicing, via spliceosome. The coding region runs from base 89 to 379 and encodes 96 amino acids. The transcript is spliced from 4 exons. NCBI's taxonomy places the organism in Eukaryota, Metazoa, Chordata, Mammalia, Eulipotyphla, Soricidae.
GCGGAAGUCGCUGCUGAGGUCUGGCGGGCCUUUUUAGCUUCAGUCGUCCCCGCUGCUGCUGCGUUCUUUUAUUGUCUGGCCGGGAACGAUGACUUCUGCUCUAGAGAACUACAUCAAUCGAACUGUUGCUGUGAUCACCUCUGAUGGGAGAAUGAUUGUGGGAACAUUGAAAGGUUUUGACCAGACUAUUAAUUUAAUUUUGGAUGAAAGUCAUGAACGAGUAUUUAGUUCUUCACAAGGAGUGGAACAAGUAGUAUUAGGGUUGUAUAUUGUAAGAGGUGACAAUGUAGCUGUCAUUGGAGAAAUUGAUGAAGAAACAGAUUCAGCCCUUGAUUUGGGGAAUAUUCGAGCAGAACCUUUGAACUCUGUAGCACAUUGAGGAAAAUAAACCACACAUGGACUUCUGUAAAUCUUUGUACAAAAACUGAUCAUCAUGAGGAUGGUGUGCAGAUUUUUAUGAGUAUUAUAAUGAAUUUUGACUUUGUAUCAAUUCAUUGUAAUAUGAUAUGUAAAUUAAAAUAUUUCUAUGUUCUAUUGAGAAAAACAUUUCUUGCCUAAGUCAUAGGUUUGGUAGCUUGGUUUUAUUUUUAUAUUAAAUAGUGUGAAAAUUAUUUUCAAAAUGGUCAGAAAAAUAAUCUGAUAUUUUAAUAUUUAUGAAAAUCUAGUUGUAAACUUAGCCUGAUAUACAAAGCAUACAAAUGCCGUCAAUAGUGGAGGAUACAGGUGUUUCUUUCUCUCAUCACAGGACAUUGACAAGGUAAAUUAGUCUUCCUUAGUUAUAUAAGCCAGUAUUUUUUACACCUACUCCCUAGAAUAUUCCUUGGCCACAGGUAAAAAAAACCCCACAGAAUUAUGAGUAGAAAGCAAGAUCAGAAAGUAGCCAUAAUUUUAAAAAAAUGUUGAAGCAUUGUUUUAAAACAUCUCCAUUUAUUGAUACUUAGGAUCGCUGCUUGUUAGUUUUGAAAUGGAAUAAGAUGCA